Molecule: messenger RNA, 4126 nt
Organism: Anoplopoma fimbria (sablefish)
Lineage: Eukaryota; Metazoa; Chordata; Actinopteri; Perciformes; Anoplopomatidae
Gene: enc2
Product: kelch-like protein 25
Exons: 12
Coding region: 195-1976 (593 amino acids)
Molecular function (GO): protein binding
Source: RefSeq, a predicted model, not a curated record
GAAAACCAGUCAGACAGGCAGAGACAGUCAGAGACGUCUAGACACACUUAAGCGAUUGUCACAGAAAUAUAAUGUUUUUAUCAACGGAGCCGAUGGUCUACGUCCUUUGGAUUUAAAUUAACACCUUCAAGUAUUCUAAUCCAGUGAGAGAGAUCGUCCCGGGCGAUUCCCUGGAGGUGCCAAACGAAGCCGCCAUGUCGGUGACCGUUCACGAGAAUCGCAAAUCCCGUACCAGCACGGGCUCCAUGAACAUCUCGCUGUUCCACAAGCCCUCGCACCCCGACAGCGUCCUGACCCACCUGAACACGCUGAGGAAACAGUGCAUGUUCACCGAUGUCACCCUGUGGGCCGGGGAUCGCUCUUUCCCAUGCCACAGGGCUGUCUUGGCGGCGUGCAGUCGUUAUUUUGAGGCCAUGUUCAGCGGCGGGCUACGAGAAAGUCUGGAUAGUGAUGUCAAUUUCAGAGACAGUAUACACCCUGAGGUUUUAGAGCUUCUGCUGGACUUCGCCUAUUCCUCCCGAGUCAUCAUAAACGAGGAGAACGCCGAGUCGUUGCUGGAGGCGGGCGACAUGUUGCAGUUUCAUGACAUUCGGGACGCAGCGGCAGAGUUUUUAGAAAAGAACCUGCACUCCUCCAACUGCCUGGGGAUGAUGCUGUUAUCAGACGCACAUCAGUGCAAAAGGCUGUACGAGCUGUCGUGGAGGAUGUGUCUGUUACACUACGAGACGGUGAGAGAAUCCGAGGAUUUCUAUAGUCUGUCUAAAGAUAAACUGCUGGAGCUCAUCCUCAGCGAUGAGCUGGAAAUAGAAGAUGAACAGGUGGUGUUCAACUCUGUGAUGCGGUGGGUUCGGUACGACCUGGAGGGUCGGCGUCACCACUUACCGGAGCUGCUGAGGGGCAUCAGGCUGGCUCUGCUGCCGUCCGAGUGUCUGCUGGAGGCCGUGGCCUGUGAGGAGCUGGUCAUGGCCGACAAGAGGAGCAGGUCAAUAGUAGAAGAGGCGAUGCAGUGUAAGAAGAAAAUCCUUCAGAACGACGGAGUAGUGACUAGUCCCUGUGCUCGGCCGCGUAAGGCAGGCCACACGCUGCUUAUACUGGGAGGCCAGACCUUCAUGUGUGACAAGAUAUACCAGGUUGACCAUAAAGCCAAGGAGAUCAUACCUAAGGCAGACCUCCCCAGCCCCAGGAAGGAGUUCAGUGCGUGUGCCAUUGGCUGUAAGGUUUACGUCACAGGAGGAAGGGGGUCAGAGAACGGAGUCUCUAAAGACGUCUGGAUCUACGACACUGUCCACGAGGAGUGGUCCAAAGGAGCACCCAUGCUGAUAGCCAGGUUUGGCCAUGGUUCAGCUGAGCUGGAGAAUAGUCUCUACGUUGUUGGAGGUCAUACAGCCAUAGCGGGAGUUUUUCCUGCCUCUCCAUCUGUCUCCCUCAAACAGGUGGAGCGGUAUGACCCCCUCAAUAAUAAAUGGACCAUGAUGGCUCCUCUCAGAGAUGGAGUCAGUAAUGCAGCAGUGGUCAGUGCCAAACUCAAACUCUUUGUUUUCGGAGGGACAACCAUACAUAGAGACAAGGCCUCCAAGGUCGGUGGAUUUGUCCAAUGCUACGACCCCAUAGGUAACCGCUGGAAUAUUGCGGCCGAAUGCCCCCAGCCUUGGCGCUACACGGCGGCGGCUGUUUUAGGCAGCCAGAUCUUCAUCAUGGGGGGCGACACCGAAUUCACCGCCGUCUCCGCCUAUCGCUUCGACUGUGAAACCAACCAGUGGACUCGGGUGGGGGACAUGACGUCCAAGCGGAUGAGCUGCCACGCCGUUGCCUCGGGGAAUAAGCUGUACGUGGUCGGGGGCUAUUUCGGGACGCAGCGGUGUAAAACGUUGGACUGUUACGACCCCACGUCAGACAGUUGGAACUCCAUCACCACCGUGCCUUAUUCUCUGAUCCCCACCGCCUUUGUCAGCACAUGGAAACACCUACCUGCCUAACCGGGAGAACACCAGGAGACAAUAAUUUCAGGCGUUGAUCGUCCGUUGAGAAAGGACCCGGACUGGAGGAGGAUCUUCCCAGACUCCGACCCCCGCAGUCAGCAGCCGACUGAGGCCGGAGCUCUACACAGGACCAAUCCUUGCAAAAAUCAAAUCAAAGCCGUGCCUCACAGACUCUGAAUCAGUCCUGAGCGGCGUGGUGAACGGCACAGCACCCAGGUCUUAACACACACACAGAGAAUCACUCUCCGAUGAUGCUUCCUAGAUAAUGUGACACUCGACUGAUGGACGGAUCAUUUUGUCGACUGAUGGAGCGCUCAUACAAAGCUAUGAGUGUUUUUUAUGGGGGGGAGGUUUGUGUGUGUGCUUUUUUAAAUGUCUUAUUAGUCAUGAAAUUCACUACUAAAACCAUUCCAGUGUAAAGACAAAAACUCUUUAUUGAUGACAGCAUUAACAUCCUUCAGCAAUUACAAACGAAACUGAAAUGAAAGCAGGUUCACAGUUUCCCGUGGACCUGAACCCAGUAAACCUUAUUUCAGGUUGCACUGCACACACUGACUGUAUUUACUAGUAUUACUACCACAUGGGCACUAAUACAGUGUUUAUGAACGGACUGGGUUUGAGAUUUUUAGUUCCCGUCAUCUCUUUAUCAUAUACAUUAAGAAAAGUUUGGCAGAUUUUUUUAAUGUGUUUACAAUUGCUGGCGGGUAUUUGAAUACUUUUUAAGUUUGGGACGUGUAAAUUAAAUAUUCUCUGUGGAAUAUUGAAUGUUUUUGGUAGGUGUUAUAACAGAGGCUUCAGAAAUGUUGAAAAUAUAAUAUACACUUAACACAAUGACAGUCCAAAAGUCAAAGCAUUCUUUGUUGCUUUGUCCAGAGUGAUUUCGACAAAAGGAGUUUCAAAUUGACUUCCAUUCAUUUACUCACUGCUGGGAUUUCUGUACAGUGUGAGAUAAAUGGAGUCCACCAUGAAGGGUAUUAUCAUUCUCACCAUACAUUCAGAUAACACUGCAAAACAGUAAGCACACAUUUGCUAUGUUUACUGUUGGCAAUAAAAAAAAAGGAAAAUCAACAUUAGAAAAUGCAAAAAAAUAAUCACGUGUCUUCAAUACUGAUGAUGCUGGUAAAUAAUGAUUAUUUUUUUUUAUUGUUCUCUAUUAACAAUGAAACAGUUACCAUCAGAUGACACGCUAGUUUGAAUUGGAUCUUAUGACCCGUGGUUACAUAUCAGGGUUUUCCUCGAAAUGUCAUUAGAGACAGAGCGCAACAUGUCAUACUCUAAAAACCCCGCCCACUGGAGCAGCUAGCUAAUUUCGCAAUCAUGCUAACGCGCUGAACAGGCCAUCUGACUUUAAACGCUAGGUAUCCCUCCUGCGAGGCUGCAAUAUAUAUGUUACCAAUUGUGUAAACUUUUUAUCAACAUAUCGACAUAAUUACUUCCCAGCCGCUUUCACAAACUCAACAAGGCUCGUCUCACAGGCUCGUAGCUUUUCUCUACAGGGUUUACAUCUCGGCCCUCCUACCUUUCCGAUAGGGCCGACAAGUUGGUCACCACCAUAACGCAUCCACAUAAUCAUUUCAUCUAGAAGUCUCUAGUGUCCUAACUUUAGGUCCCAGGUGCUCUUUUUUUAUAUCUCCGGGACAAUGGGACAUCCUUGAUUUUGAGCACUGCCUUUCAGUUGUCAUGUCAAAGGAUUAUUUUCAGCACCCUUUUACUAGCAGAGGCGAAAAAGUGAAUACUUGUAAGUCUUGUAAGGCAGUUAAGUUGGACUUAAUACUACUUUUGGAACUUGAAACAGCAUAAAUCAUUUAGGUAACAUUAUAUUUUUGGCAACUUAACUAUAGUUUUACAAACGAGAAACAAAAGUAAUUCCAAUUCUAUUCUCUCUUUGCCUCUCAUACACGCAUAGUGAGAGAAAAUAACAUUUUAUUGUAAGUGAUGAAGGUGACACCUUGAUUUGGGCGAUCCAAUAAAAGGACCAAAUAUCUCUUAAGUCUCAUGUGGAGACGCAGUAACAGAUCUGUGCUGGUGCCUGCUGAAGCCUGGACGUGUGCCCAAAAAAACAUUUUAAAUCACAGUUAUUCUUACUUUUGCCAGAAAGACCUUCGCUCGUCUCCAAACCAACGUUUUUCAAUAAUAUCAGUUUACGU